AUGGCCGGACCUGCAUACGCCUGUAAUUACGAUGAAAUCAAAGAGAAGAGCGGUCCUCCUGUCGUUGUGGUGAGAGAAUUACCGAAGAAAGGAGAGGGCGCGUGGCAGGCGUAUACUGUGUCGACAUCUAAUAAGGAGAAUAGUAAUGAGGGUUGGGAACCACUGCGCAUCAAAGUAUCAUAUGAAGAUUUGAAAAGUGAUAAGUACUGUGUAAAAGAGAAAGAAAAGCGCAUGGAUUUUUUAAAUGGGGAAUCUGCUGAUUGUCAUGCUCAUGAUAUUAUGCUGCGAGGGAAAGAGGAAGCGAUCAAAAAUGAAAUUCUCCCUAAGGCUAUCAAAUUGCACACUGAUCGUCUACUCGUUCAGCGGAUGAAAACACCUUUGCAAGUACCAAAGUUCAGCAAACCUUCUGUUUGUUCUCACUUCACAAUUCCAGGCGACCGCGCACCUUAUGGUGUAGAAAAUGCUGAUUUUUUAUUGUAUGUGGCUGCUGGUCCAAGUAAAAAACUGACCUCUUUUACUUGGGCUGUAACAUGUGCUAUUGAUGAUCAAAGUAAACG
Trypanosoma theileri is the source of this 557-nucleotide messenger RNA. Its product is annotated as surface protease GP63. NCBI's taxonomy places the organism in Eukaryota, Euglenozoa, Kinetoplastea, Trypanosomatida, Trypanosomatidae. The transcript has a single exon. Gene Ontology annotation, molecular function: metalloendopeptidase activity. The annotation marks the transcript as partial. Gene Ontology annotation, biological process: proteolysis; cell adhesion. Gene Ontology annotation, cellular component: membrane. The record is from RefSeq and is a predicted model, not a curated record.